AUGUCUUCGUCUAGCGAGAAGGAAAAAUCGCCGCAUCCGGUGUUUGUCCAUUUGUCAAAACUAUCUACCAAAUUGGACUCUUUUGGGGUCGAGUCAAGAGGGAUCGAACGUAUCGAACCAUAUGAACGGUCCACCAACAAAACUAAAGCGAUUCUCCAAGUGUUUGGUCUUUGGAUGGCCGCUGCCGGUGGGCUUUCGUCGCUUUCCUCAUUUGUUCUCGGUCCAUUGGUGUUUGAGCUCGGAUUCAAGGACUCGUUAAUCUAUGGGUUUUUUGGCCAAUUCUUAGGAUGUGUAAUCGCUGCUUAUUGUUCCAUCAUGGGUCCAAGAUCAGGGUGUAGACAAAUGGUCGGGGCAAGAUACUUGUUUGGUUGGUGGCUUGUCAAACUUGUGGCGUUGGUGGCGAUCAUCGGGGUGGUUGGUUGGUCGGUGACCAAUUCGGUGCUCGGUGGGCAAAUCUUGAUGACGGUUUCUAAUGAUAAGGUGCCUAUUGAAGUAGGAAUCAUCAUUGUUGCGUUGGUCAGUGUAGUGGUGUCGAUCUUUGGGAUUAGACAAUUACUUAGAGUGGAAAUCUUUCUCUCGAUCCCUAUUCUUAUCUCAUUCUUGUUGAUGUACAUUUCCAUCGCCCCAGAUUAUAAAUACAUCUACCAAUCCCAAUCCAUUGGAGAUAAAGCUACCAUUAGAGGCCAUCAACUAUCGUUCUUUGCCUUAGCAUAUUCCGUCACUUCUACUUGGGGGUCGAUUGCUUCUGAUUAUUAUUUGAUUUUCCCAGAAACUACUUCUGAUCUUGAAGUGUUCAGCAUCACUUUUAUGGGGAUUCUCGUUCCAACAACUUUCACCUCGACUCUUGGGAUUCUCUUGGGGAAUGUUGCCGCAGUAUACCAACCAUGGAAUGACAUGUAUUCCACCAAUGGGCUUGGUGGGUUACUUACCAUUGCCUUUGAUGAAAACUGGGGCGCAUGGUCACGUCUUUUCCUGGUGCUCUUAUUUCUCUCAUUGAUCACUAAUAAUAUCAUUAAUUCGUAUUCUGCGGCCUUUGGGAUUCAAUUAGCCGGGUUGUGGUUGGCAAAAGUCCCUCGUUUUAUUUGGGUGAUUUUGGUCACCAUAGUGUACCUUGUGGCGGCGUUGGCAGGAAGAAAUCAUUUCAGUGAAAUUUUGGGGAAUUUCUUACCAAUGAUUGGUUACUGGAUCUCCAUUUAUUUCAUUUUGUUGGUCGAGGAAAACGUGAUUUUCAGAAACUCGCAUUUCUAUCCAAGAUUAUUCACCAAAGAGCAUGAAGUGGCAAAUGAUAACUCUUGUACGCAAUUCGAAUCUUCAUCAAGAUUUUACAAACUUUACCAUCGUCCACAGUUUUAUAACUGGACCAUCUGGAACGAUUACGACAGAUUGACUAAUGGGUACGCUGCAAUCGCUGCGUCUCUUGCAGGGGUUGCUGGUGCUGUGGUGGGGAUGAACCAAACCUAUUACGUUGGUCCAAUUUCUAGCUUUAUUGGUGCCGAUGGUGGUGAUUUGGGGAUGUGGUUGAGUAUGGCGUUUGCCGGAGUGGUUUAUCCGGGCUUAAGAUAUUUGGAAUUAAAGAGGUUUGGCAGAUAA
Molecule: messenger RNA, 1590 nt
Organism: Saccharomycopsis crataegensis
Lineage: Eukaryota; Fungi; Ascomycota; Saccharomycetes; Ascoideales; Saccharomycopsidaceae
Gene: TPN1
Product: Tpn1p
Exons: 1
Coding region: 1-1590 (529 amino acids)
Biological process (GO): transmembrane transport
Cellular component (GO): fungal-type vacuole membrane; plasma membrane
Molecular function (GO): transmembrane transporter activity
Source: RefSeq, a predicted model, not a curated record